Molecule: messenger RNA, 1157 nt
Organism: Nothoprocta perdicaria
Lineage: Eukaryota; Metazoa; Chordata; Aves; Tinamiformes; Tinamidae
Gene: SNF8
Product: SNF8, ESCRT-II complex subunit
Exons: 8
Coding region: 33-809 (258 amino acids)
Biological process (GO): protein transport to vacuole involved in ubiquitin-dependent protein catabolic process via the multivesicular body sorting pathway
Cellular component (GO): ESCRT II complex
Source: RefSeq, a predicted model, not a curated record
AGGCGGCGCGCCGGGCGGCUGUGGCGGCCGCCAUGCACCGGCGGGGCGUGGGCGCGGGCGCCAUCGCCAAGAAGAAGCUCGCGGAGGCCAAGUACAAGGAGCGGGGCACGGUGCUGGCCGAGGACCAGCUGGCCCAGAUGUCUAAGCAGCUGGAUAUGUUUAAGACCAACUUGGAGGAGUUUGCCAGCAAACACAAACAGGAGAUCCGGAAGAAUCCCCAGUUCCGGGUGCAGUUCCAGGAUAUGUGUGCGACAAUAGGAGUGGAUCCUUUGGCAUCUGGUAAAGGCUUCUGGUCCGAGAUGCUGGGAGUUGGYGACUUCUACUACGAGCUGGGUGUGCAGAUUAUUGAAGUUUGUCUGGCUCUGAAGCACAGGAAUGGAGGCCUGAUAACGCUGGAAGAACUUCACCAACAAGUGCUGAAGGGAAGRGGAAAGUUUGCUCAAGAUGUCAGCCAGGACGAUCUCCUUCGUGCAAUCAAGAAGCUGAAGGUGCUGGGGAAUGGCUUUGGGAUUAUUCCUGUUGGUGGAACAUAUCUGAUCCAGUCUGUACCAGCAGAACUGAACAUGGAUCACACAGUCAUCUUGCAGUUGGCAGAGAAAAAGGGGUAUGUAACAGUCGGUGAGAUCAAAUCCAGUCUGAAGUGGGAGACAGAACGAGCGAAGCAGGUGCUGGAACACUUGCUGAAGGAAGGAAUGGCCUGGCUGGAUACGCAAGCAGCAGGAGACCCUCAGUACUGGCUGCCCGCUCUCUUCACAGAGCUCUACUCUCAGGAAAUCACUCCAGAGGAAGCCAAGGAGGCAAUCCCUUGACUGUUCUGUGCCUGUACAUAACUCUUCUUCUGAGGCUAUAUGCAUAUCACCUGAAACACAGGGACAGUGGACUUUAAAUAAAGUUUUCUAAAAAGUGUCUAGCUUGACGAGGUUAACAGGACUAAUUCAUACUUUAUUACUUUGAAUUGCUGUAGGUGGCAAUACCUCCUGUGGUUACAGACAUUAAUUAUCUUGUCACAGCAAGAAGAAAAUUAUCUAGGCUGCAGUUUCAAGUGCAGUCUUGAAGGAUGCACAUGGGACUGUGAAGAAUCUCUGAGCCAGCAGUGACACUUCCAGAGCAGCUGAGAAACCGUUUUGGAGUCAGUCCUCUUUGUGAGUGAGUCGUCC